This is a messenger RNA of Aspergillus mulundensis, 627 nucleotides long. RefSeq lists its product as uncharacterized. NCBI's taxonomy places the organism in Eukaryota, Fungi, Ascomycota, Eurotiomycetes, Eurotiales, Aspergillaceae. The transcript is spliced from 2 exons. Gene Ontology annotation, molecular function: protein binding. The record is from RefSeq and is a predicted model, not a curated record. Bases 1 to 627 code for a protein of 208 amino acids.
AUGUACCAAAAAGUCGGAAGCGUACUUGACCAUGAUAUGAGGGAGAGCUUGAGGGACGCAACAUCUAAUAGUGAUUCUGAUCCAUUUGCCCGGGUUUGGCACGAAAGUACACAGCAGCUGAAAGUAAUCCUAUGGGAUACUGCCACAGGGAGUGUUAAGCAUACGCUGGAAUCAUCGUCUUUAGUGGGCGGGCCUGUUACUUUUGCCCACAGCCAGCUUCUCAUUGCGAGCGGUAGAACUCAGGUUGGAAUAUGGGAUUUUGGGUCACCCAGUCCGAAAUUCACGUUCAACCGGGAACCUGAGCAUACAGGAAAUGUUACCUGUCUUGUCUUCUCCCAGGACGAUAAAACAAUUGUCACCGGCUAUUAUGAUUCCGAAAUCUUUAUUUCCAACUGCACAUCCGAAGAGUUGCAACGCGCGCUUGAUUUCCAACUUGGCCCUGUUAACUCUAUCUCGCUUUGCCCGACAUAUCAUAUAUUAGAAGUGGCAGUAAGGCGCGACCCCCGAGGGGCAUGGGUGUUGGAUGCGCACAAUACAGAACCACUUCAAUGUUUGCUACUUCCGUACCGCGAGUCGAUUACCCAGACACUUACCUUCUUGCUGGGCGUGGGAUUAUUGGCCGGGUGA